This is a messenger RNA of Lutzomyia longipalpis, 806 nucleotides long. Its product is annotated as adult-specific cuticular protein ACP-20-like. Gene Ontology annotation, cellular component: extracellular matrix. The transcript has 3 exons. The coding region runs from base 93 to 497 and encodes 134 amino acids. NCBI's taxonomy places the organism in Eukaryota, Metazoa, Arthropoda, Insecta, Diptera, Psychodidae. The record is from RefSeq and is a predicted model, not a curated record.
ACAGUCAAGCGUCUGCAUCCAAAUAGUUCACACUAAUCACAAUUUCAGACAAAGUGUGUCUUGUUCAGUAAAUUAAAAGAAAAUUAACCAAAAUGCAUUCAUAUCAGGUUGUCUGCUGCUUAGUUCUCCUUGCCGUUGCCGUUAGUGCUUUCCCAGGACAUGCUGAGAGUUAUGCACACUUUAACCAACAUGUCGAUCAUCAUCAUGGUGGAUACGAUCAUCACUACGAUCACUACGAUGAUCAUCACGCUCCAGCCAACUACAAGUUCGGCUAUGCCGUGAAGGAUCCCCACACUGGAGAUCACAAGGAAGCCUGGGAGCACAGCGAUGGACACCAUGUGACCGGAUCAUACUCUCUCUACGAGCCUGACGGUACUAAGCGUGUGGUUGAUUACACGGCGGAUCCUCACACUGGAUUCCAUGCUGUUGUCAAGAAGAUCGGACACGCUGUCCACCACUACGUCCCUCACCAUCAUGAAUACCACGGACAUUAUUAAUGGCAUACGCAGUGAUCACUAGUUCGUGUUCUUGCAUAUUUGUGAUAUUAUCACUCCCUCCCUCUUUCACCCUUUCCUGCUGUACAGAUCUUGGCUUCCCACAAAAUCUUCCAUUCUUUUUCAUCUCUUUUUUUUUAAUAUAAAAAAAUGAUGGCUAAUUUCUACUAAAUUUUUGCAAGUGCAAUUGCCAGACACUCGCAAAGGAAUGGAUCUUAGAAUUUAGCCAUUACAAAAUACUCUCUAUUUUUUUAAACUGUACAAAAAAAGCGAAAGAAAAAAGAAAAUAAAAAAAAGAAUUAUAUCAACUUA